AUGCCAUAUUAAAUCUUAAACUAGUAUAAGUUAAUUUAAUCAAGUUGUAAAUUUGAAUUAAAUACAAAUUCUAUGUCUAUUUUUGGAUCAUGGUAUUGUAAAGAAGGAGAUUAUGAUUAAUGGAAUAUUAUUAAAUAUGUUCAAAUUAGAAAUUAAUUAAUCCACCAAAAUUUAAUUGCGUUGACGAAUAUUAUGAUGAAAAGUAAUUCGUAUCUCAUAAUUUAUGUUGAUUAAAUAAGUCUGCGCUUCUCAGAGUAAAAGACUAAAAUUAAAGUAUAAUAUCAUACAUUAAAUUAGAUAAGCUCAAACUGUUUAAGUUGUAAACCAGAAAAGUUGAAAUAAAAUGUAUAUGUUGAUGGAUAUAAUGAAAUGGGAUCAACAUUUUUUGAAUGUAUUUAAUAAAAUUAAAUUAUUUAGAAUAUAUUUCAAAUUGGCUUCUUAGAAUUAUGAAACUUGUAAUUGUACUAGAAUUUUAGUCGCUUUAUUUAUCUGUAUACCUUCAACAACAGUUAUUAAAAGCUAUUUAUCUAAGGAUAUUAGUAAGAUUAUAUUUCAUUUUCAUUCUUAUUUUCAUUUUCUGUUGA
This is a messenger RNA of Paramecium sonneborni, 584 nucleotides long. Lineage: Eukaryota; Ciliophora; Oligohymenophorea; Peniculida; Parameciidae. The record is from the annotation of a GenBank genome assembly.